CAUAUUGUUUGUGUGAGAGAAGCAAAUUCUCGAAGGCAAGGAGAUAGAGGGGAUUACUUACAUUUUAUUUAUUAGCAAGGGAGAGUUUUUCGCAUACAUAGGACAGAAUGGAGACGGCAGCGAGUCCUGCGAAGGAUAACUACAGGAUGAACCGCUACAAGAACAAAGCCUUGAACCUGGAGGAGAUGCGGCGUCGCCGGGAGGAGGAGGGCAUCCAGCUCAGGAAACAGAAGCGGGAGCUGCAGCUUUUCAAAAGGAGAAACGUGGAGCUGCUGAACGAGGAGGCAGCCACGUUUGAAUCUCCCCUCAUGGACCCGUUCUUUACAUCUGCCUCCACCCCGGAUGGAGUCAUCACAAGAGACAUGGUGGAGAUGCUUUUCUCCGACGACCCAGAACUCCAGCUAGCCACAACACAGAAGUUUAGGAAACUACUAUCCAAAGAGCCCAAUCCACCCAUAGAUGAGGUCAUCAGCACACCUGGGGUAGUGAAUAGGUUUGUGGAGUUCCUCCAUAAAAGCACCAAUUGCACAUUACAGUUUGAGGCGGCCUGGGCUCUCACCAACAUCGCAUCCGGCACGUCCCACCAGACCAAGGUGGUCAUCGAGGCCGGGGCUGUGCCCGUCUUCAUCGAGCUCCUCAACUCCGACUUUGAAGACGUCCAGGAACAGGCAGUAUGGGCCUUAGGCAACAUUGCGGGCGACAGCGCCAUGUGCAGAGACUACGUGCUGAACUGCAACAUCCUCCCGCCGUUACUAACACUGCUGACCAAAUCAACCAGGCUGACCAUGACCAGGAAUGCUGUAUGGGCCUUGUCCAACCUCUGCAGAGGCAAAAGCCCGCCGCCUGACUUUGAAAAGGUGUCCCCGUGUCUGCCCGUGCUGUCACGCCUGCUCUUCAGCAGCGACAUUGACCUGCUGGCCGACGCCUGCUGGGCUCUGUCCUAUCUUUCGGACGGGCCCAACGAGAAGAUCCAGGCCGUCAUCGACUCUGGUGUCUGCCGGAGACUGGUGGAGCUACUCAUGCACACAGACUACAAAGUGGCCUCACCUGCAUUGCGAGCUGUGGGGAACAUUGUCACCGGCGAUGACAUUCAGACUCAGGUGGUGCUGAACUGCUCGGCCCUGCCCUGCCUCCUCCACCUCCUGAGCAGCGCCAAGGAGUCCAUCAGGAAGGAGGCCUGCUGGACCAUCUCCAACAUCACAGCAGGGAACAGGGUUCAGAUCCAGACCGUAAUAGAUGCAAACAUCUUCCCCGUGCUCAUCGACAUCCUGCAGAAGGCCGAGUUCCGCACCCGGAAGGAGGCGGCCUGGGCCAUCACCAACGCCACCUCAGGGGGAACCGCUGACCAGAUCAGAUACCUGGUGAACCUGGGUUGCAUUAAGCCCCUCUGUGACCUACUGACGGUGAUGGACUCUAAGAUCGUGCAGGUGGCCCUGAAUGGCUUGGAGAAUAUCUUGCGGCUGGGGGAGCAGGAAGCCAAGCAAAGCGGCACUGGCAUCAACCCCUACUGCGGCCUCAUCGAGGAGGCCUAUGGACUGGACAAGAUUGAGUUCCUGCAGAGCCAUGAGAACCAGGAGAUCUACCAGAAGGCCUUCGACCUGAUCGAACACUACUUUGGUGUGGAGGAGGAGGACGCCAACCUUGCCCCGCAGGCUGAUGAGAACCAACAGCAGUUUCUCUUUGCCCAGCAGGAGGCCCCCAUGGAAGGCUUCCAGCUAUAACACCCCCCUUCCUUCUUCACUCUGAUCCCCCUUAGAUAUCCAGCCCUGUUUCCCCUGUGUAUUCCCUGAUCAAUCAGAGCUGUGCGGAACAUAGAACCGUGCGGCUGGGCCGAGGGCAGAACCGAAAGAGAACCUAGCAGCGCCCCAUUACUAUCAGAUACACACAGAAGCAAAAGGGGGUAUAAACCCUUUGUCCUCCCCCCUUAUGGCUAGGUCAGAGACUUGUUCAGAGGAAGAAUAUCACUGCUGAAACCAGAAAUUCUUUCAAGUUUUAUUUAAGGUCUUUUUAGAUCAAUUUUUAAUUUAAUUUAUGUUUUUUUUUUUUUUUUGUGGGCCCGU
Messenger RNA from Alosa alosa (allis shad), 2060 nucleotides. It is a transcript of the gene kpna6, whose product is annotated as karyopherin alpha 6 (importin alpha 7). Bases 108 to 1721 code for a protein of 537 amino acids. Lineage: Eukaryota; Metazoa; Chordata; Actinopteri; Clupeiformes; Clupeidae. Gene Ontology annotation, biological process: NLS-bearing protein import into nucleus. Gene Ontology annotation, molecular function: nuclear import signal receptor activity; protein binding. The transcript is spliced from 14 exons. The record is from RefSeq and is a predicted model, not a curated record. Gene Ontology annotation, cellular component: nucleoplasm; cytoplasm; nucleus.